UGUCAUAACCACGAAAAACUACCAGUUUAGAAACAUAGGGAUAGGAAAAAAUAACAAACUGAAAACCAUGCCAAGCUAUGAAAAUAUCGCGGCAUUUUAAUACAAGAAUACAAGAAGUUUUUCAAAGUUUUAAUCCUGCAGGGAUAAAAAGGUGAUUUAGCUAGCACCAAGCCACUCGGAGGUAAGCUUGUACCACGGCUGUCACGCCAAAUAAACGCCUUAAAUCACUCGGGCGAAUCAGAGCGUUUAGCCUGCUGUUAUUUUCCGAUCGAUUUGUUUGGAUUUGUUUCUCUGUGUGUGUUUAACAUAUCUUUGUCGAGGGUCACGAUUCGAGUGUUAACUUAAUUUAAUUUUCAAGUCGCCACAAUAAUAUAGGGAAACCGAUAAAUUAUUGGAAAUAGAGUAUUUUAUACGAUUUCAAAAUAACUGACUGGGGAGAGUGCUUCGCACGAAUAUGAAAUGUUGCUAGGAUGAGGGUGUAAGGUAUUGAAAUCUUUUAAUUAUUGGGCAGUGAAGUUUUGAUUAGUAAAUAUUAUCUCCAUAUUUUUCAAAUCGACAGACGUAUCGACUAAUAUUCUGUCUUUUUGUCGAUUUUAUUGAUUAGAAGAAGAAACGUCGUUUACACUUGUGCCGCUAUGGAUGGUGGGGGAGAAAGAUGUUUCAAGAUCUUUAAACUGGUUCUGUGCUUAUGUUCAUUAUCCAUUGGUGAACUGAAGAAAACGCAUCCUUAUUCCCACGGCAUCCAUAGACAUAUGACAACCAGAGAUCUCUCCCGCUUGUUUGGAAUAGAUUCCCAUAACGACGUACCUGAGUACAACGUUGUGCAUCCAAUUCAAGUGGACGAGGAAGGCAGCAUCGUCUCUCACGAACUAUCGUAUCCGAGAAUACGUAUUCGCCGCUUUUCAGAGGAGGUAGAUCACAACGAAGAAGUGCAUUUUAAGGUGUCAGCUUUUGGAAAUGAUCUUCAUCUCCAUUUAAAACGAAACAGGAGACUAUUAGCACCUGCGUUCAAAGUGGAGGUUUUAGGAAAACAUGGAAGAGUUUUAAAACGGCAUACCAUGGAAAAUUGCCACUACGUCGGAAGAGUGAAAGCUAGAUCAAGAUCAACAGUAGCAAUGAGCAAUUGUCAUGGACUGACUGGGUUAAUUCACACAGAGGACGAAGCCUAUUUCCUGGAACCACUUCCGACUCACUUGCAUGACAAAGUAACUACUAAUGGUAGAAGUAAACCUCAUAUAAUUUAUAGAAGAGCUGCUAACCUUGAUAAAAGACAAGCCCUUAAUGCCGCUAGAGAAAAGAGGGAAGUACAUGCUUGUGGAACCGAAGAUGACCCAAAAAUUCGCCUAAUACGUUCGUUGAAUGAUACGCAACCCUCGCAAAGGCACGGACCAGCUGGGCCUGGAGAAGAGAAAUACAUAGAGACCUUGGUUGUGGUUGAUCCAAAGAUGACGAAUUUCCACGGAGAAGACGCCGCGAAGCAAUACGCGCUGUCCGCAUGCAAUAUUGCCUCAAACCUUCUGCGAGAUGGAAGCAUUGGCCAGAAUCAAGUGAAUUUUGUAGUUAGGAGAAUGCAGAUUCUAACAACUCCGCAGUCAGGACUUGUUGUUAACCACCACGCAAGCAAUACACUGGAAAGCUUUGGCAGAUGGGCGGAGCGGAAUAACAAUCCUUUGGACAACGAUGAAAAUCACUACGAUUAUGCCACUUUAUUUACGAGAUAUAAUAUUUGUAAAGACAAGAACCAACCUUGCGAGACAUUAGGUCUUACGAGAACGCGUGGAAUGUGCAGCUUCCCCAAUUCUGCUAGUGUUGGUCAAGACAACGGUUUGAUGCUUGGAAUGACUCUCGCACAUGAAACAGGACACAGUCUUGGAAUGAACCACGACAGAGGUGCGUGUCCUGAUGGUGUGAACAUCAUGGCAUCUUACCCGGCAGGGAAGCAGUCAGCUUUCCAGUGGUCAGCUUGCAGUAAGAACUACUUGCAACAAUUCUUAAACUCAGAGGAUUCUCGCUGCUUGGAUGAUAACCCAACCAAAACGAAUGUGAUAGAAAUCAGGACUCUGGACAAGCCCGGUAGACUGUAUGACGCCCAUGAACAGUGUCAGCUGGCUUACGGACAGGCUGCUAAGUUCUGUGGAGGACAAAAGUUUAUGGACCAAAUCUGCGUGAAGCUCUGGUGUGAGGUGCCUGGGGGAAGUGGAAACUGCAAGACGGCUGAGAUACCUGCAGCUGACGGCACUCCGUGUGGAGAUAGCAAGUGGUGUAGAAGGGGUCAGUGUAUACCUCUGGGCACUGAAGGACCUGACACCGUAGACGGUGGCUGGUCCAAAUGGUCCGAUAAGUAUUCCGACUGCAGUAGAACAUGUGGAGGAGGUGUGCAAUACAGAGAACGUAGAUGCAUCGCACCUCGCCCCAAAAAUGGCGGGAAGCGCUGUGAAGGAGAGGAAAGGGAAUACAAACUGUGCAACACUGGGUCCUGUUCGCCUGACUCAAUGGAAUUCAGAAACCAGCAAUGUCAAGUAAAAAACUCACAAUUGUUCAACGAUCAGUACUACGAGUGGGAAUGGAAACCUUCAACGUUAAAGAGCAAGUGUGUUCUGGGCUGUUUUAUCAAAGGAACUGGAUUAGGUUUUGCCUUUGGAAACGUUGUCGACGGCACGGACUGUGAAAAAAAUUCUCUUGACAAGUGUAUCGAGGGACAAUGUACGAAAGUUGGUUGUGAUGGCGUAAUUGGUUCUAAUGCAGUAAUCGAUAGAUGCGGUGUGUGCAAUGGAGAUGGAAGUACUUGCUUGCCGGGAUCCAGAGACAGCGUAGCACGAAACAGCACAAGCACAAAGAAGGAAGUUACUCCGGGAGCUGCUAACCUUAUCACAAGUGCCUUGGAUUGGCUGAAGCGCAUGGGUUAUGAUGUCGACAGAAGAGGACAAAUCGCCUCUCCUGAAAGCAUCACCAAAGACACACAGAAGGAAGACUUUUACUGGGCUGUGGUCAAAUCUGGCUGCAGUGUAUCCUGCGGUGGAGGUUCGGAGACUUCCUAUGCUGAAUGUCGAAGGUCAGACGAUGGUUCACCAGUGACUCAAGCCAAAUGUGAUGCUGGCAUGAGACCACCGCGUGAGACAGUUCACUGCAACUUUCAACCAUGCCCUCCCGUUUGGAAACCGGAGGGAUGGGAAGACUGUUCUCAGACCUGUAAUGGCGGGAACAGAACACGUGAAAUAAAGUGCAUGCAAGUGGCAGCUGAUGGAAUUGAAUAUGACGUAGACCCCAGACUCUGCUCAGAUCCUAAACCGUCCAUGGUGGAAGCGUGUAAUAACGUGCCGUGCCCAUCUGAGUGGGUGGCACAGCCAUUUGGACAGUGUUCAACAAAAUGCGGACGUGGGCUUCAGAAGCGGACCGUAAAAUGUAUGAAGGCAGAUCACCGUGGAAACCUAAUGGACAUGGAAGAGGCCCAAUGCGAUGCAGCGCUUAAGCCACCAACACAAGAAUACUGUAAUGUACACAAUCCUUGUCCUGGAGAUGACAAUUGUGGCGGGAACUUUACAACAGACGUUGGAACUUUCUCAUCACCAAGCUAUCCAGCGGAUUACCCUGAUAACAAGGAGUGUGUUACAACUAUCUCAGUCAACCCUAACAAGGUUAUCAAGCUUAAUUUCCACAGCAUGCAGGUGGUAUCUCCGGAGGACACCUCAAGACCCGAGAAGUGUAAAGGCGACUUUGUGAAGGUUAUGGAUGGCGACUGUUCGUCAUUCAAAGCUGAAACGAAAUACUGUGGAAAACAGGAACCAGCUCCAUUCAUUUCCACAGGAAACAAACUUUGUGUGAAGUUUUUUUCUGACGAAUCUCAGACAGCUCAAGGAUUCAGUGCAUCUUAUGAGGCUGUCGACAGGCCAACCAAUCCUGGAGAUCAGUGCGGUGCUGUUCUGACCUCACCAGUUGGUUUGAUAACAUCACCUAACUAUCCAGAGCCGUAUCCAAGCAACGAGGAGUGCAAUACUACCAUUAAAGUUGCAAAGGGUCCAAUCAAGGUCGCUUUCCAAGCUUUUGACGUAGGAAAUACAAACUGUGAAGAUGAUUAUGUGGUAAUAGACGAACCUAUUCAAGGAAAGACCAGAAAGCUUUGUGGAAAUCAGAUUCCGAAGGCCUUCAAUAUUUCCUCCAACGAGCUCAAGAUUGCUUUCAAGUCUAAGGAGCGCAUUGGAAGACCCAAACCUGGAUUCGUGGCCACUUACACAUCAGGAACAACUCCAGAUGAGAUACGAAAAACCGCGGGAAAUGCUGGAAUAAAAACUUUUACUUCUAAGCUAGACCAGGGUCUCGUGGCAGAUGCUGUAACCAGAGAGCAUAUCCCAAAGCCUUCUAACACCGGAAUUCCGGCGGGAAUGGGAGUAGACUUCUUACCAGUAUCUAAACAAGACAGCAAAGAAGUCUCCAAGGAGGAAGGAGAGGACAUAGAUGCUGGUGUCGGAGAAAACAAUGAUAAAGAAAACAUUGAUGAUGACCUCAUAUUAGCCAAACCCACAAGUGGUCUUCAAAGUGCUCUCAGUCAACUCAAUGGAGACUCAAGUGGAAGCGGGAGCGGAGAUAGCGAAGCAAGUAACAGAAACACAACCCUUAACAAUUCAACAGCUGGUGAAGAAGAUGAAACUUCACAUGAAAAUGCUCCAAAGAACAAAACAGAAGGUAUUCAUAAUGAUGAAAUUACGAAAGAAACCAUUCCAGAGACCGACCAAGGGAGCCUCGUCAAUCAGACCAUGUCAAAUAGCCUCGAUAAUGAGACUCAACUAAAUGACACCUCUAGUAACCAGACUCUCGCCGGAGCACUUGCAGAAGCCAUAAAAUCACAUGGGAAUGCCCUUAAUAAAACAACAGUUGAUGACCUGCAAACUUUGAAAAAUUCAUCAGGUAGUAUUAUAAAGGCCGAUAAUACUACAAGGAAACCAAUAUCUAAUACGUACCAGAGCGCGACGGACAAGCUUUCCCUCUACGGAAGUGGCGGUUCUCCAAGUCGCCUUACUCUGCUAAUAAAAACUAGAGUAGUGUUAAAAGCCGAUUUCUUUAACCAGCUAGGAUUAAAGUGA
Molecule: messenger RNA, 5078 nt
Organism: Orbicella faveolata
Lineage: Eukaryota; Metazoa; Cnidaria; Anthozoa; Scleractinia; Merulinidae
Product: A disintegrin and metalloproteinase with thrombospondin motifs 6-like
Biological process (GO): extracellular matrix organization; proteolysis
Cellular component (GO): extracellular matrix
Molecular function (GO): metalloendopeptidase activity
Source: RefSeq, a predicted model, not a curated record